Messenger RNA from Saitoella complicata NRRL Y-17804, 1258 nucleotides. Its product is annotated as UFD1-domain-containing protein. Gene Ontology annotation, cellular component: VCP-NPL4-UFD1 AAA ATPase complex. The coding region runs from base 1 to 1146 and encodes 381 amino acids. Lineage: Eukaryota; Fungi; Ascomycota; Saitoellomycetes; Saitoellales; Saitoellaceae. The transcript has a single exon. The record is from RefSeq and is a predicted model, not a curated record. Gene Ontology annotation, molecular function: polyubiquitin modification-dependent protein binding.
AUGUUCUCCAGCUUCGGCUUCGCAGACCCCUACGCAACAGCUCCGCGCCCCUCAAACCGCCGCUUCAAUGAAUACUUCCGCUGCUACUCUAUCUCCAUGCUUCCCGGCCCUCCUCGCCCCUCUCUCAACCACGGUGGGAAAUUGAUCCUUCCCUCGACUGCACUCGAUAAACUCACCCGUCUCAAUAUCUCGUACCCGAUGUUAUUCGAGUUGGAGAAUGCGAGUACGGGAUUGAAGACUCAUGCGGGCGUGUUGGAGUUCAUCGCGGAGGAAGGAAGGGUGUAUAUGCCUUGGUGGAUCAUGGUGAGGUUAGGACUCGAUCAGGGGGAUUUGGUCAAUUUGAGGAGUACGACGCUCAUGCUCGGCACCUUCGUGAAGCUCCAACCCCAGAGCGUUGAUUUCCUGGACAUCUCGGACCCGAAAGCCGUUCUCGAGAGUGCGUUGAGGAAUUUUUCGUGUUUGACGAAAGGUGAUGUUUUUAGUAUCGAAUACAACGAGCAUGAAUACCACAUCGCCGUACUCUCCGUCAAACCUGGACCAUCCGAACCAGAAACCGACGAUGACGAAGACUCAGAUAUCGAAGAACUGGAUCCACCCCCCGGCAUCUCCGUCGUCGAAACAGACCUGAGCGUCGAUUUCGCCCCUCCGAUUGGGUAUGUCGAGCCCACGCCCCAAAGCAGAGGGUCGAAUGGCGCGAGUGGGACGUCGACGCCGGCGAGUACGAGUGGGCAGGGGAGUAUGCACGCUCGUCUCGAUUUCGCACGUCUCGCUGCCACGAACUCGGGUCGAGCAUCACCCUUUGCUGGUACAGGUCAAAAGUUGAGUGGGAAAGCGGUGCAGGAGGGGCAUAAGGUGCAUGAUGCGGCUAUCAAAGCUCAGGCGGGAAAACCUGAGGACCGUGGUGCGCCGGCACCGUUGCGGUUACCGUUUGGUCAGCUGUUCUUUGGGUACGAAGUCGUGCCUGUUAAAAAGUCUGGUGAAGCGGAGGGGGAGGUCGAGGUCAAGUUUUGGGGGGAGGGACAGUCACUUCGUGGAAAGAAAAAGGGUGCAGACACGGCUGUGAAGAAGGAGAAGGAGGAGGAGAAGGCGAAACCGAGGGUUGUGGGGCGUACGCUUGGUGGGAAGGAGGUUACUGAGAUUGAUUGAGCCGAACGUGAAGCUGGAGGAAGGAAGCUUAAGGGAUGGAGGGAGAAGAGAUGAUGACUUUGCAUAUUAUUGGCGUUUUUGAUUGCUAUUGAAUGAGAUGAUACCCUUCACC